This is a messenger RNA of Lottia gigantea (owl limpet), 732 nucleotides long. RefSeq lists its product as hypothetical. The record is from RefSeq and is a predicted model, not a curated record. The transcript has 3 exons. The annotation marks the transcript as partial. Lineage: Eukaryota; Metazoa; Mollusca; Gastropoda; Lottiidae.
UUGAUGAAUUACAGGUUCAUACUGGUUUUCAUCUUGUUGAUGAAUUACCGGUUCAUUCUGGUUUUCAUCUUCUUGUUGAUGAAUUUCAGGUUCAUACAAGUUUUUAUCUUGUUGGUGUAUUACAAGUUCAUCCUGGUUUUCAUCUUGUUGAUGAAUUACAGGUUUAUCCUGGUUUUUAUCUUGUUGUUGAUGAUGAAUUACAGGUUCAUCCUGGUUUUCAUCUUGUCGAUAAAUUACAUGUUCAUCCUGGUUGUUUUCCUGUUCAUACUGGUAUUCCUCUUGAAGUACAGAUUCAACUUGGUUUUCAUUGUGUUGUUGAUGAAUUACAGGUUCAACUUGGUUUUCAUCUUGAUGAAUUACAGGUUCAUACUGGUAUUCCUCUUGUUGAUGAAUUACAGGUUCAUACUGGUUUUCGUACUGGUUUUCAUGUUGUCGAUAAAUUACAUGUUCAUCCUGGUUUUUUUCCUGUUCAUACUGGUUUUCAUCUUGUUGAUGAAUUACAGUUUCAUACUGGUAUUCCUCUUGUUGAUGAAUUACAGGUUCAUCCAGGUUUUCAUCUUGUUGUUGACGAAUUACAGGUUCAUCCUGGCUUUCAUCUUGAAUUACAGGUUCAUCCAGGUUUUCAUCUUGAAUUACAGGUUCAUCCAGAUUUUCAUCUUGUUGUUGACGAAUUACAGGUUCAUCCAGGUUUUCAUCUUGAAUUACAGGUUCAUCCAGGUUUUCAUCUUGUUG